UUUUAACUAGUUAAAACUAGUUUUUACUGGAUGCCUUUGUUAAAACUAGAAUUUACUGCUAGUCAAAAAUGAAUUUCAGUUAAAACUAGUUUUAACUAGACAAAACGGGUUUUAACUAAAUGGCUUAGUAAAAACUAUUUGGACCGAAAUCAAAGUUCAUUCAGCUAACACAUGUGUGAUACACGGUAUCACACAACAGUCUGCAAGGACCGCUCACGCUGUCGUUUCGGAUGGCUUUUUAUCGAGUGGCAAGGGAAGUGAGCAAGUCAGCAGGCGUCCUUUCAAAGACAGGAGACAGGUUUAACGAAUAAACAAAGCAUUUAUUGAAUAACUAAAGUUAAAAAUGUCGGUUAAAUGCGAUUAAAUAUGAGAUAAAUAUACAAAGGGGCAGCUCUUAGCAGCUAAGCUAUUCUCGGAGAGAGAGAGAGAACUGUAGGAUGGCGACAAGUAUGGAAGUUCGAAGCUGUGGUUUGUCUUCUACUGAUAUCUUUUCUUUUUGUUCGUUCGAGUCUGUUGUAUGGAUGUCCGGGAGACGAGAUGCGCACAUUGACAAGUAUAACUUCCGUUGGAUCGCCCUGAGCUUCCGGGGGCUCGAGCUUUUAUUCGAUUGUAGUGGGAAAGGAGUUACAUGAUCGUCAAAUGUUGACAAUAACGGUGCAAUUUUGACACCUAUGUGUCAACUUUCCCAUCUAAUUGUUAUGACAAACGGUGACCUCCGAUCUAAUUCUCACAGGAGCGUUAUUUCUAUCGGAGUUGUUUACAUAUUUUUCCCGACGACUUUGUUAAAUUCGCAAAUUUCACAUCUGUGAUAACGCUUACGAUGCUAGAAUGACUCUGAUUGGUAAAUCAACGGCGCCUGAUUCGGGACGAGUCGACGCGCGCCGUCGCCACGUGCAGACCCGCGCAGUCAGUUUUCCACUAAGCACACAUAAAUCGAUUCGUACGUAAUUAUUUAUCAUGGCAGAUUCACAUGAAGGAAUGCGAUGGAAAGAGGAAUUUUUGAAAAGAAUAAUACAGAUGUCUGAACAUGAAAAAAAAGAAGACCACUACAAUGUUAUGACAAAAGAAAUUUACGAUAAAUUAAUGGACGAAAUUGAAGAGGCACAAUUAGCUGAGAAAAAAACACCGAAACAGUACAGAAGAUUAAAUCGAUUCAAGGUUAUUAAUAUUUGUGGGACGCGAAAGUUAGUGACAAGAAAGGAACCUAUGAAGUACUAUUUAUAUGUAGACGAAAUUUUCGAUAUUAUUGAAACAGCUCAUGUGGCCAUUGGUCAUGGAGGUCGAGACAGACUAAAAAAUGAAACUUCAAGAAAAUAUGCGAACAUAACAAUAGAAAUGAUUAAUAUUUUUCUGUCUAUGUGCGAAGCAUGUCAGCGUAAAAAGAAUAUGAAAAAAAGGGGGCUUGUUUCGAAACCCAUACUUCAUUCAGAGAUGAACAGUCGUUGUCAAGUCGAUCUUAUCGACAUGCAAACACAAGAAGAUCGUGGAUUUAAGUUUAUAAUGGUAUAUCAGGACCAUUUGACAAAAUUUGUUUUAUUACGUGCACUGCAAAGCAAGAGAGCUGUAGAGGUGGCUUAUCAAUUAACAGAUAUAUUUUUGAUAUUUGGCGCUCCUUGCAUUUUACACUCUGAUAAUGGCAGAGAAUUUGUUAACUCUGUCAUAGAUGAGCUGGCUUCUUUUUGGCCUGAGUGUAAACUGGUUCACGGAAAACCAAGGCAUAGCCAAAGCCAAGGGUCUGUUGAACGGGCCAAUCAGGACAUCCAAAAAAUGUUAGCUUCGUGGAUGCAUGACAACAAUACUACAAAUUGGUCAAACGGUCUUCGCUUUGUACAAUUUAUGAAAAACCGGGCACUUCAUUCUGGUAUUAAGCAAUCACCAUAUAAAGCCAUGUUUGGUACAGAGCCGCGAGUAGGGCUUAUGACUUCAAGUUUGCCUCUAGAUAUUAUUAAAAAAAUACAAGACGAAGAUGAUCUGAAAGAGGCUUUAAAUAAAAUUAAUGUGAUCGAUAAAGAAAAGAAGGCACCCAAUGAUGCGGAAAUACUUGAUGAUUCAGAGAAGGUAACAGCUGUAGCGAGUGGCAGUAGACAGUCGCUAACUACAAUAGUAGCCAGUCAAGAAGACCCAGAAACUGCAGCUAGUACGAGUGCAGAGCCUCAAAUAAUACCAGCUAGUGACGAAGAUUCAGAAGCUGUAGCUAAUGCGAAUCGACAGACCCAAAUAAUAGCAGCCAGAGAAAAAGCUCAUCUAAACUUGGAAAAACAGGCCCAGAGAAUGAAAUUGGCUUCGGAUUCAAUACACGCUCCUGUAGAAAUCGGUGAUAAUAUAAUUAUACCAAUUCCUGAUGUCGACAGAGCAAAAGCAGAUCUUCGUAAUAUUAUCGGAGUGAUUCUUCAAAAGGAUGAACAGGGUUUGCACAAAAUUGGAACGAAAUAUGGAAUACUCGAUAAAUUGUAUUGCAGGUCAGAAUUUGACAUGUCCAAAGAAAACUUCUUGCCACUAGAAGAAGUGCCAGAGACAAAUGUAUCUUUAAGAACUGCUGCCAGGAGAGCAGCCUUAGGAACAGGCCAAGGAUUUGCUCGCUGUUUGUGUAAGAAGUCGUGUAUGUCGAAGAGGUGCUUUUGUAGAAAAAAAGGCAAUUUGUGUAACUCGAAAUGCCAUGAUAGUUUGCCUUGCAAUAACAAGUAAUGUAAACUUAAUUUUUAUAUUUAUGUUCCUUUAUUAAAUGAUUAUUUUUGUAUGACUUUAAUUAAUAUUACUGGUGUUGUUAUAGUUUUAAUAUUGCCUACAUGGCUCUGUGAUUUUCCU
Molecule: messenger RNA, 2805 nt
Organism: Centruroides sculpturatus (bark scorpion)
Lineage: Eukaryota; Metazoa; Arthropoda; Arachnida; Scorpiones; Buthidae
Product: KRAB-A domain-containing protein 2-like
Exons: 2
Coding region: 958-2685 (575 amino acids)
Biological process (GO): DNA integration
Molecular function (GO): nucleic acid binding
Source: RefSeq, a predicted model, not a curated record